ACAGCAUCCACAGCAUCCACAGCAUCCACAGCACCCACAGCAUCCACAGCACCCACAGCAUCCACAGCACCCACAGCACCCACAGCGCCCGCAGCGCCCGCAGCAUCCACAGCGCCCACAGCAUCCACAGCACCCACAGCACCCACAGCACCCACAGCGCCCACAGCACCCACAGCAUCCACAGCGCCCACAGCACCCACAGCGCCCACAGCACCCACAGCAUCCACAGCGCCCGCAGCGCCCACAGCAUCCACAGCGCCCACAGCAUCCACAGCAUCCACAGCAUCCACAGCAUCCACAGCAUCCACAGCACCCACAGCAUCCACAGCAUCCACAGCAUCCACAGCGCCCACAGCAUCCACAGCACCCACAGCACCCACAGCACCCACAGCAUCCGCAUGCCCCACGGGGUGUUCGGGCUAUGGAAGGAGCUGA
This is a messenger RNA of Pezoporus occidentalis (night parrot), 435 nucleotides long. RefSeq lists its product as uncharacterized. The record is from RefSeq and is a predicted model, not a curated record. The transcript has 2 exons. Lineage: Eukaryota; Metazoa; Chordata; Aves; Psittaciformes; Psittacidae. The annotation marks the transcript as partial.